Molecule: messenger RNA, 639 nt
Organism: Staurois parvus
Lineage: Eukaryota; Metazoa; Chordata; Amphibia; Anura; Ranidae
Source: the annotation of a GenBank genome assembly
AUGAACCUGCAGACAGGUGACACCGACCACUCUCAGAACAGUAUUUGGGGUUCACGCAGCUCUGUUCAUGACGCCCAUUCCAUUACCAGUGCUGAGUUUGUGGCCAGGCUUGAAUCCUAUGAGAGCUCAGGGAAGAAAAGUAUAUCUGAUGUCAGAAGAACCUUCUGCCUCUUUGCCACCUUUGAUGUCUUGUUUGUCACUCUGCUGUGGAUCAUAGAACUAAAUGCAAAAACUAAUAUUAUUGAGGCCUUGCAGAAAGAAGUUUUACAAUAUGACUACUACUAUUCAUUUUUUGACAUAUUUUUGCUGUCAUUCUUUCGAUUUAUUGUGCUUGUUGCUGCAUAUGCAAUUUGCAAACUACGCCACUGGUGGGCAGUAGCAUUAACAACCGCAACAACUUGUGCCUUCCUGAUAGUAAAAGUAAUUUUAUCUAAGUUAUUUUACCAAGGUGCUUUUGGAUAUGUACUUCCUAUCGUGUCCUUUAUCUUGGCUUGGAUAGAAGUCUGGUUUCUGGAUUUUAAAGUUUUACCCCAAGAAGCAGAAAUGGAAAACCGUAAGUCAUUAUUUGUUGUUGAGAGUGUAGAAUAUAGUUUGUGUACACACAACUAUUGUGCCUUCAAGGACCUAAACUCUGCAUGA